UGGUCACUCUUGAUCACACCAGCAGCAGAAGCAGUCCUGGGUGAUGUGGCCGAAAUGUGGCUGCCCGACCGGUUCCUGCUUCCCACCUACGGAUACAGCAUUCUCACACUGCUCCAUGGAUCGACCCGGGCUCAACACCCUCAGCAGCCCUCCUCCUGUUCAGUGUUGGUCCGCAGGUGUGCAGAUGGCACCGAGCUGCGAGGGAGAAUAGUGGAAACUGAAGCUUACCUUGGUGGGGAGGACAAGGCCUCACACUCAGCAGGGGGCAAACGCACUGAGAGGAACACAGCCAUGUUCAUGAAGCCUGGUACAAUCUAUGUGUAUCCCAUCUAUGGCAUCUACCUCUGUAUGAAUGUAUCUAGUGAAGGGGAGGGUGCUGCCGUGCUGCUGCGCUCCCUUGAGCCCCUGCAGGGUCAGCCCGUCAUGAGGCAGCUGAGGGCAGCUAGACGCAAGGAGGGAGCCCGACAACUGAAGGACAAAGAGCUCUGCAACGGGCCUUCGAAGCUGUGCCAGGCUUUAGAUAUACCCCGCUAUUUUGACCGUCGAGACCUAGCUUCAGACCCAGAGGUGUGGCUGGAGAGAGACCCGAACACAAAUCCAGCAGAACCCCACAAUAUAGUAUCAGCACCGCGCAUUGGAAUUGAGUCUCAUGGGGAAUGGGCCAGGAAGCCAUGGCGGUUUUAUCUUCGUGGGCACCCCUGUGUUAGCGUAGUGAAUAAAGAGGCAGAAAGACAGACUCUGUCGGGAAAUGUAAUGAACGAUUUAGGUCCCUCAGAUGAGCAGUCCGACACAGGACAGCACAAUGUCAAAAGGACUUAACAGGAAUAUUCCUGCAACUAAUCUGCCAUCUGUUCCCUUUGUGGACUUCACUGUUUAGGCAGUAUAAAACUGUUUUGUUUGCUUUGCAAAGUUUACACUAAUUCUUAUGAAUAUGAAAUUAAUAUUUUUUUUAAAUAAAUCCAUUAAUAAUGUAGUUCUUAGAAAUUCAAGAUGGUAGAAUAACCUCUGUGAUUGGCUGGAAGUCUAAAUUCUAAUCAGCAUAAAUUAUACAUGUUUCUCAUCCAUUUGUAAGCUGCUACUCAUGUUGACGGUGUGUUUAGGAUACUGAUGCAAAGUUGUACUGGAAAGUAAUGGAACUUAAGUCAGUUAGAGUAAGACUCAAUUUAUCAGUGCCUAUCAAAAAAUCAGUUCUGAAAUCUACCAUUACUCACUUAUGAGUUGUUUUUUUUGUUUAGGUCUGCCAUCUGUGUUUUUUUAAUAAACAUUCAUACUUGAGAAA
Molecule: messenger RNA, 1279 nt
Organism: Dicentrarchus labrax (European seabass)
Lineage: Eukaryota; Metazoa; Chordata; Actinopteri; Moronidae
Gene: mpg
Product: N-methylpurine DNA glycosylase
Exons: 4
Coding region: 55-819 (254 amino acids)
Biological process (GO): base-excision repair
Molecular function (GO): DNA binding; alkylbase DNA N-glycosylase activity
Source: RefSeq, a predicted model, not a curated record